ACAAUGGCCUCAUCUGAUAGGACUCCGACUGGUUCACAAGAUAUAUAAGUCCCGGCAGUAUCUAGUCUGUAGAAAUUAUCAGCAACACAUCAUCCAAUCUUCUCAACAACAAAACAACAAGUCCUCUUUAUCAACCUCUCCCACUUUACCUUUCAAAAUGAGGACCACUAUUGUCAUCGGUGUCAUUGCCGCCUUCUUCGGCGUUGCCCAGGCCACCACCUACGCUCAGUUCUGUAACGACAACGCUUGCAAUGAUGGUUGCGGUGAGAGCGUCUCCGUCGACAACCCCGGCUGCUUGAACGAGAACGGCCGUCAAUCCAUCAAGUUCCACGACCUCAACCUCGCACAGGUUUCCUUGGUCUUCUCGCCUUCCCCCAACUGCCCUUGCCAGAACUACUGUGUCGACAACAUCUUGAACUGUGGUACCGACUUCGGUCUCUCAUGCGCUGGCCCGUCUUGCUACGACCUCACCACCUCCCCCGGUGCCCAGUCUUUCCGUUUCAUCGGCAGCUCCUGCGAGAGCAACAACUGCUAG
Dissoconium aciculare CBS 342.82 is the source of this 535-nucleotide messenger RNA. RefSeq lists its product as uncharacterized. The record is from RefSeq and is a predicted model, not a curated record. Lineage: Eukaryota; Fungi; Ascomycota; Dothideomycetes; Mycosphaerellales; Dissoconiaceae. The transcript is spliced from 5 exons. Bases 158 to 535 code for a protein of 125 amino acids.